GGAUCGUUAUCAUUUCUUCUACUCUUUUCACUUUUUCGAGUAGGGGUUUACAGAAUGUGUCUGUGCACGACACUAAGCGCAAUAGUACCGGUCUUGGGUUUCACAGCGUCCGCCAGUCUCGAAGAACCUCGUUCAGUCGUGCGCCCACGUGGUGAAUCUGCUGGGCGGAGAUGUUAGUUUCUUCGCCUUCGCCCUCCGCCCUUCGCCCUGCUCCCUCCUCACCCGCCGCCACCCAACUUCAUCCUCCUCACUCUCCAUGUUCGACCUCGUUUACGCGCCGCCUGUCAUCGACGUCGGCUGCACUCGCCUAUCAAGCCCAGCAGUAUGACUCUGCCGCUGAUCGCUCUGUUGUGCCCGGUAGUCCUUUCACUCCCCGUUCCUCGCGUGUGGCCGUUGAAGAGCUCCGCUCAGCUCUGAAGAGGCAUUCCGUUUCGUCUCCACCCAGCAGGCCCUCAGGGGAUCCUGCUUGCGGUCGUAUGUCCGCUGGGCAGACCUCCCUUGGGGGCGGAAUUAGUACUUCCGCGUCCGCAGCAGCAUCUUUCGCUGCUGGUCCCAGUUCUAACGCCGCCCUCCCCGAGACAUCCAACCAGUCUACCGCUAAUACGUCCUCCGUUCCCGGCCCUGCCCCCACGGUUCCUCCGGCUUUUGCUGCUCCUCAGAACACCCAGCCCCCCCCAAUGCCGGCACCGACUACUACGGCGGGGUCCAACAAGCGUAACAGCCAGAGCGAUUCUACUCGCGGUGUUGAGCCCGCUGGACCGGGCAGUCUGAGUCUUGAAGGAUCCCAAUCGAAAAGACUGCGCCCGGCGAACCCUGCUGUCAAGUAUCUCCCGGUUCGUUAUGAGUUCGCCGAUCCCAGGGAUCUGGUUGUCCUCAUUUCCAGCAUGUUGAUGGAGCUUAUCCGCUACAACGAUAAAAUACCCCUGAAUCAGGGCCGGCUGACUCGUUUCCACUCACGCACUCCCCCUCGUAUAUCUGUACAUGAUUACCUGCAACGACUAACGACCCACGCUACUCUUUCGCCGCCGAUCCUUCUAAGUAUGGUGUACUAUAUUGACCGACUUUGCGCGCUAUACCCUGCCUUCACUGUUUCCAGUUUGACAAUUCAUCGUUUUCUGAUUACCAGCGCUACUGUCGCAUCCAAAGGGCUCAGCGAUAGUUUCUGGACCAACAAGACCUAUGCCCGGGUAGGAGGAAUCAGUAUGGCGGAAUUGGCUCUACUCGAACUUGAGUUCCUCUUUCGCGUUGAAUGGCGCAUUGUCCCCCAACCAGAGGUGCUCAACGACUACUACCAGAGCUUGGUGGAACGGUGCGAUGGGUACGAAAUCCAGUCCGGCCUAUGAACUUGCAGCCAGCGCCACAUUUCCUUUUUGUCUGGACCAUUCUGUGAGGCGUUAGAAGAACUGGAUAUAUCACUUGCAGCAAAGCGCAUGGAGUUGCCUGCAUGCAUUAGACCCUCACGCGGUGGAAGAACGGCGUGGCCAGUUUACUAUUGGGGUACUGUAUUCUCUCUGCUCGAGUUUUGCUUCUUUGCCUUCAUCUCUUGCUUCUAUAUCCCUCAGGUCUUGUAUUACUUCAUUAAGGCGUUCAGGUAGUUCGGGGGGUAUUUGAAAUUCUUUUUGCUUGUCCGAUUCGAGCUCGGCGCCAUUAUACCAUUGCUGGAUGCAAGAGUUCUUAUGCC
This is a messenger RNA of Aspergillus nidulans FGSC A4, 1681 nucleotides long. It is a transcript of the gene phoB, whose product is annotated as protein pho80. The transcript has a single exon. Gene Ontology annotation, molecular function: protein kinase binding. Lineage: Eukaryota; Fungi; Ascomycota; Eurotiomycetes; Eurotiales; Aspergillaceae. Bases 171 to 1343 code for a protein of 390 amino acids. The record is from RefSeq and is a predicted model, not a curated record.